Molecule: messenger RNA, 1739 nt
Organism: Clarias gariepinus (North African catfish)
Lineage: Eukaryota; Metazoa; Chordata; Actinopteri; Siluriformes; Clariidae
Gene: acp5b
Product: acid phosphatase 5b, tartrate resistant
Exons: 6
Coding region: 327-1322 (331 amino acids)
Biological process (GO): bone resorption
Molecular function (GO): acid phosphatase activity; ferric iron binding; ferrous iron binding
Source: RefSeq, a predicted model, not a curated record
UUACAGUUAAUUGUCAUUAUAAUAAUUUAAGCUCUACACCAGCAUAACCAGCUUAAGUGUUAAAAAAUCAUGUUAGAUAUUUUGUUUCCUCUGCUGUUAUGCUUGUAGCAUUAAAUUACCAAAACGCAAAACUUAGUUUGUACUGUCUAAAUAUGGCGGAUACCACGUGAACAGUGUGACAGGUUUUCCCCUUUAAAGCUGAUACAGGAAGACCUUAAACCACAAACUACUUCCUCAUUUAAGUAGAAAAUAAGGCAGUUAUCAUAACAUGAUGUUUCAGUUCUGCUGUCUUAUGUUUUGCUUUCAUAUUGCUGCCGUUAUUUAACAUGGAUCUCAACUUCAGAAACGCUAUGACCUUCCUGGGUGCAUUGCUCCUGUUCUUUCUUCAGACAAUCUACAGGCCAUGUCAAGCUAAGGAGCACAGUUCUCUGCGUUUUGUUGGUAUUGGAGACUGGGGUGGCAUUCCCUUCUCUCCGUUCUACACAACUCAUGAGCAGAGGAUAGCUCAGGAACUGGGUAGAGUUGCUGAAAGUGUGGGCUUGGACUUUGUCUUGAGCUUGGGAGAUCAUUUUUAUUACAAUGGAGUCAAGGACAUCGAUGAUAUCCGCUUUAAGGCUACAUUUGAGCGUGUGUUCUCACAUCCAGCUCUGAUUGCUAUUCCAUGGUAUUUGGUAGCAGGAAAUCAUGAUCACUUGGGAAACGUGUCGGCUCAGACCGCAUAUUCGACCAGAUCGGAGAGAUGGCAUUUCCCUGAGCUCUAUUAUGAGCUGCAAUUUAAGAUUCCUCACACCAACACCUCCAUGACAGUCCUGAUGUUAGAUACGGUGGUUCUGUGUGGCAACACUUAUGAUGGAAGCCAGCCCCAAGGACCAGAGGACCUCACUCAGGCAGAGCAACAGUUUCAGUGGAUCGAGAGGACGCUGCAAAACACCAAGUCUGAGUAUGUAAUAGUGGCUGGCCACUAUCCCGUGUGGUCCAUGGGUCACCAUGGUCCUACUCCUUGUCUGGUAAAGAAAUUAAGACCACUGCUGAAGAAGUACAAUAUCACUGUGUAUCUGAGCGGCCAUGACCAUAAUUUACAGUAUAAUAGAGAAGAUGAUGGAAGUUCAUUUGUUGUCAGCGGAAGCGGCGAUGUCCUGGACAACUCCACUCAUCACAGGAAGAGCUUCCCAUCGUCUUGGCAAGUGUAUUCUAGUGCUGUGAAUCACACCUUAGGCGGUUUUGUGUACUUUGAGGUGACAGAGAGCAAGAUGUCAAUUAGUUACCUGCAGUUAGAUGGGAAGUGUGUGUAUCAGACCUCUUUGCCCAAACGUACUAUAUGACAGGCUAAAACAGUGUUAAUAAUGAGAAUGGUCCUGAAUUAACUAAGUAAAACUGAGUUCAUUUGAAUGAGCAUUGUUGCACCUAAUCUGAUCAUUUAUUUCAAUGUGUUUUCUCAAUUGAUUUUUUUAUCCACAUUUUAUUUAAAAAUAUUUUUUUACUGCCAUAUCUUGGUAAAAAAAAUUCAUGUUCACUAUUAAUCACAGAGAUGUAGAGUUAAGCACAAUGAAAAAAAAAAGAAAUUGUCCACUUGUCAGAACCUCAUUUGGCUGAAACAGUGUAAAAAACAACCAACACACAGAUCUACAUUAACGUAUAAGAUUUAUUUGACAUUCAAAAUGUAAUGAAAAAGCAAAUUUUUUACUUUUUUCCAUAGAUUUCACAUUUCUACAAACACAUGGGUGUUUUGUGUCUAUGAU